AUGAAGAGCCAACUUGAUUUGCACGGCAAGGUGAGCCAGCCAGCAAGGAGUAAAUCGGGUGUCAAGUCAAGUCAAGUCGAAAAGUCCUUCCAACUGACAAUACAUCUCCAGACAGCCUUCAUAACCGGCGGCUCCGGAGGCCUCGGAUCCGCCAUCGCAGAAUCCCUCGCCCUUCGAGGCGCGCACAUCACACUCUUCUCCCGUCGUCAAGGCCCCUUGGACCAAGCCAGAGCGCAUCUUUCUUCCCGUUGCCCGGAUCCCGAGCAAGAAAUCAACGCCUUUGCCGUCGAUCUGGGAGAUGCAGUCCAAGUCGACCACGCUUUCCGCUCCCAGUCCCGGAUUCCAGACCUGCUGUAUUGCACGGCAGGAGGCAACCAUGCCGAGAAUGGCUUCUUCGCGGAUAUACCUGCCGGAGCGUUGGAGGGUUGUAUGCGGAACAACUACUUCUCCUCUGCGUUCGCAGCGAAAGCGGCGUUGGAUAUUUGGCUGGAGGAUGAUAAGCGCGGGACCAGGGGUAGGGAGGAGGAGAAGAAGGUGAGGAAGAUCAUCUUCAUCAGCAGCGCGGCUGCCUUUGUGUGUUUGCCUGGUUCGGUGGCGUAUUCUCGUAAGUCGAGUCCGACUCUCCGAGGUGUCGUUUGAUGCUAUUGCUAAUUAGUGAUGGUGGGGCUGCAGCGGCGAAAUGUGCUCAGCGUGCGUUGGCUGAUACGCUGCGCAUGGAGCUGCUGAGGCAUAAUUCUGCGCAGUCCCAUUACUCUGUUCAUUGCGCUUUUCCCGGUCAGAACUCACCCACCCACCCACCAGCCAGUCGGAAUCUGAGCUGACAUCCUGCAGCCGACUUCGUAUCCCCCGGCUUCCUCGCGGAGCAAAAAACCAAGACUGCCCUUACCAAACGCAUCCAAGGCCUCGACGCACCCCCCUCCGAACUAGUGUCCCGCUUUCCUACUUCAGAGAAAGUGGCCAGCCUCAUCAUCGCGGCUGUGGAUAGAGGAGACUUCACCAUCUGCGAGGACUCGCCUGCUGCUUCGGCGUUAUUCACGGCGAUGACGGGACCCUCGCCGAAGAGAGGAUGGGGAAUUGCGGACGGACUGCUUUCCAUCGUCGUGAAUUGGUUUGUAUGGCCUUUUCUGAGGUGGAAGUGGGAAGGGAUGGUGAAGGACGAUGCAAAGACCGCGGGUCGCGGGGAGAGUUCGGUGACUUAG
Lecanosticta acicola is the source of this 1199-nucleotide messenger RNA. Lineage: Eukaryota; Fungi; Ascomycota; Dothideomycetes; Mycosphaerellales; Mycosphaerellaceae. The record is from the annotation of a GenBank genome assembly.